AAAAUCUGACAACAAACAUAUAUUCUUACUUUAUAUGUAUAUUCAAUUUCUUUUAUAGGAAAACAACUAUAUUCAAUUCGUGUAACUAAAUUAUUCGUCGUUGUCAAUUGAAGAAGACACCAAAUCGCAUAAUGGAUAAGCCCUUGUGUCAAUGCACAAAUAAGAAUUACUGUCGAAAGCCUCAAACGAAACCAGAUAAGUCUGAAAAGGAGAAGGAAAAAGAAAAGGAAAGAGAACGAGAACGGGAAAGAGGGAAAGAAAAGGACAAGAAGGCGAAAUCACCACUACUGGAAAAGAAGCCAUCGAUAAAUAUCAGGGAGAAAACGGAGGAACUGGAGUAUGUCCCCACAAUGCGACUGGAUGGCACGACAAACACUUCCUUCAUCAGUGACACUUCGAUUCACACAUCGGAACAAGCCACACAAGGAUCCACGGUCAGGAUGCGUGAGACUUUCGAAUCGAGGCGCUUCACCUCACGAUCGGUGACAUUAGUUGAGUCCCGAGAGCCCGACUAUCAAGAAGGUCGUGUGUUUGGUGUCUCUGGCCCUGUGGUCAAUGCGGAGAAGAUGGCCGGCUCUGCGAUGUAUGAGUUGGUGCGUGUGGGACACUUUCAUCUGGUGGGCGAGAUCAUACGCUUGGAGGGCGAUAUGGCCACUAUACAAGUGUACGAGGAAACCUCUGGCGUCAGCGUGGGCGAUCCUGUCUAUCAAACGGGAAAACCUCUAUCCGUGGAGCUGGGUCCUGGCAUCAUGGGCAGCAUUUUCGAUGGUAUUCAGCGACCAUUGCGCGCAAUUAGCGAGCUGACCAAUUCCAUCUAUGUACCCAAAGGCGUCGAUAUAAAGAGUCUGUCGCGUACCACUAAUUAUCCAUUUGAGCCGGCUAAGUUAAAAAUCGGUGAUCUCAUCACUGGCGGUGAUAUCUAUGGCUAUGUGAAGGAGAAUUGCAUGGUGGAGCAUCGCUUGAUGCUUCAACCUCGUGCGCAGGGCAGAAUCACCUGGAUUGCACCACCUGGCGAUUACAAUGUGGAUGAAGUCGUUAUCGAAACGGAAUUCGAUGAUCAUGUCACCACUCAUUCCAUGCUGCAGGUGUGGCCAGUGCGUAAAUGUCGUCCAGUUGUUGAGAAACUGCCCGGCGUCAAUCCGCUGCUAACUGGCCAACGUGUGCUUGAUGCCUUUUUCCCCUGUGUCCAAGGUGGCACCACAGCCAUUCCAGGUGCCUUUGGCUGCGGAAAAACUGUCAUCUCCCAGACGUUAUCAAAGUACUCAAAUUCCGAUGUUAUCGUCUACGUUGGUUGCGGCGAACGUGGCAAUGAGAUGUCCGAGGUACUGCGUGAUUUUCCCGAGCUUACCAUCGAAAUUAAUGGUACCCAGGAGACGAUCAUGAAGCGCACAGCGCUGGUGGCCAACACCUCUAACAUGCCGGUGGCUGCUCGAGAAGCUUCCAUCUACACUGGCAUCACGAUAUCCGAGUACUUUCGUGACAUGGGCUACCACGUCUCUAUGAUGGCGGACUCCACCUCCCGUUGGGCUGAGGCAUUAGAGAUCUCUGGCCGACUCGCUGAGAUGCCUGCCGAUGCCGGCUAUCCCGCCUAUCUGGGUGCUCGUCUUGCUUCCUUCUACGAGCGUGCUGGUCUCACCAAAUGCCUGGGCAGCCCGGAUCGCGAGGGAUCCGUGUCGAUUGUAGGUGCUGUGUCGCCUCCCGGUGGUGAUUUCUCUGAUCCCGUCACCUCUGCCACGCUGAGCAUUGUGCAAGUGUUCUGGGGUCUCGACAAGAAGUUGGCGCAACGCAAGCACUUUCCCUCGGUCAAUUGGCUGCAAUCGUACUCCAAAUACAUCCGUGCUCUCGAUAACUACUACGAGGAGGAGAGUCCCGAAUUUGUAGAGCUGCGUGCCCUGGCCAAGCAGGUGCUGCAAGAGGAGGAGGACUUGGCCGAAAUCGUGCAGCUGGUGGGAAAAACAUCGCUCAAUGAAUCCGACAAAAUUACGCUCGAGGUGGCUCGAAUGCUGAAGGAUGAUUUCCUGCAGCAGAACUCGUACAGCGUCUACGAUUGCUACUGUCCCUUCUACAAGACAGUGGGCAUGCUGAAGAACAUGAUGGCGUUCUACAGUUCUGCUCUGCAGGCCGUGGAACACACAGCUGGGCAGGAGGCUCACGUCACCUGGGGCCUUAUCCGUGAACGCUGCGCCCAAAUGCUUUAUGAAUUGGGCACCAUGAAGUUCCUUAAUCCCAAAGACGGCAGGAAAGCCGUUGAGGAGAAGCUGGAGCAACUAUAUAAUGUUGUUAUCAAAUCUCUACAGGAUCUCGAAGAAAAUGUUGCGUCCUAUGUUUAAUUGACUAAGAAGAAUGUAAUGCUCUUAGAAAUCGAUUGUAAUAAUUUAGUGUAACUUUCUAUUAUUGUGUAUUAUUGAAGUAAUAUUGUUCGAUAUCCAAAAAACAAAUUAAGCUAUAAAUAUU
This is a messenger RNA of Drosophila albomicans, 2454 nucleotides long. Its product is annotated as V-type proton ATPase catalytic subunit A-like. The record is from RefSeq and is a predicted model, not a curated record. Gene Ontology annotation, molecular function: proton-transporting ATPase activity, rotational mechanism; ATP hydrolysis activity; ATP binding. Gene Ontology annotation, cellular component: proton-transporting V-type ATPase, V1 domain; lysosomal membrane. NCBI's taxonomy places the organism in Eukaryota, Metazoa, Arthropoda, Insecta, Diptera, Drosophilidae. Gene Ontology annotation, biological process: ATP metabolic process; proton transmembrane transport.